GACAUGUUUCAAGAUCCAAACAACAGAAAACUAUCGCAUAUAAAAUUGAAUUCAUGCGAAUUCGAGUAUUCAGUUGUUUCCCCUUUACCGUGUAGGGGUCAAUCAGGUCAACAUGGGUCUCUACUCGGUACUUUUCGUGUCAUCGUUCCUCGUAAUCGGGGCUUAUGGCAAUUGUUGCAGCAGGAACUUCAUCCCAGACUUGAGCUUCAAACUCACAGGUACCGAACUGGCCUUCCCAUGUGAAAGUACCAGGAACAUUUACAAAACCACCGGCCGUUACGUCCCCAAGAACGUAAUCGCCACCAGAAUGCAGAUCCAUAAAGACCAAGCCUACAUCGCCCUUCCCAGAUACAAGCACGGGGUACCAUUCACUCUAGCCACAUUCUCCCUCAAGACCAAGGGAUACAAGGCAAUGCUUGUUCCCUACCCAUGCUGGCCCCUACAGGAAGAAGGAAACUGCGAGGCCUUCCAGAAUGUCGUGGAUUUAUCCAUCGACGCUAAUGACCACUUGUGGGUUCUGGAUAUUGGUUUGGUCAACACUUUGGAACAACCAGUUCGUCGCUGCAGCCCCAAAGUUGUCGGAAUCAACUUGAAAACUGGCAUGGUUGUCAAAGUGAUCAAACUUGACGACUUCGUCACUCCAGAAAGCCGUCUCCAAUACAUCAUUGCUGACUACGCUAAAGACGGGCGCCCAUUCGCUUAUAUUUCAGAUGGAGGCUCCGGAGCCAUCAUUGUCUUGGACCUGCAACUCGGAACAGGAUUCCGUAUCGUUCUUCCUGGACCAGCCGUAGCCUGCGCUGAUGACAUGAAAGACGUCCUCUACAUCCAGCUUGCCAGAAAACCUUGCGGCAAUGUCCUCUACUUCACCUACCUCUCCUCUCCAAGACUGUUCUCCAUCAAGACUGAGUUUUUGCAGAAAGGUCAAGCCAACGGUGCCGUCAUCGAUGUGGGACCCAAACCUACCUGCGGGAAAAUCGUUCUUCUCGGUAACGACAAUGGUGCAGCUCUCUUCUUCAGGUUCAAAGGUGAAUCUGAUAUUUUUAUCUGGAACAGCGAGACAGCCUUCAAGCAAGAGAACUUCCUCUUGGUCCAGAAGGGUGACGAUUGCAGAUUGGCUACUGAAGUGGUUCCUGGAUACAAGAAGCUUAUGUGGGCUGUGGAGUCUAACUUCCAAGAUUAUGUUCUUGGCACUUCUGGAAGCGUUGGCCCCUCAAUGGCUGUCCAUCCUCUCAUCAAAACCAGCGAUUAAAUGCUUGAUUUGCUGAAGAUAACUUGAUCUGUGAUUUUGUGUAGUUACGCACGAUUAUGUAUAAUAAAAUAGACUAGGCAAGAGUUUUUCGUUUUCUAUUUUUCAAACAAUAUACAUCACGAUAUCUUUAAUCAACUCUGGUUGACAUGAUGUGAAAAACUUAGGUGUAGAAGUUUUAAAUUUUCGGAAAUAAAUGAUUUUAUAGA
This is a messenger RNA of Leptinotarsa decemlineata (Colorado potato beetle), 1455 nucleotides long. It is a transcript of the gene yellow-g, whose product is annotated as yellow-g. The record is from RefSeq and is a predicted model, not a curated record. Gene Ontology annotation, cellular component: extracellular region. NCBI's taxonomy places the organism in Eukaryota, Metazoa, Arthropoda, Insecta, Coleoptera, Chrysomelidae.